Molecule: messenger RNA, 657 nt
Organism: Alternaria rosae
Lineage: Eukaryota; Fungi; Ascomycota; Dothideomycetes; Pleosporales; Pleosporaceae
Exons: 1
Coding region: 1-657 (218 amino acids)
Source: RefSeq, a predicted model, not a curated record
AUGUACAUGGUGCAGGGUCUGGCGCAUCGGGGUGGUACCAGUAAGGGCCAGCGGACUCAAAGUUCGGCGCGGCUUGGCUGGACGCGUCGUGGUGGCUAUGUGCAGGGCCAAACAAGUAAGUUGCAUCCGGACGAAUCAAACGCCAGCUAUUUUGCAAAAGUAAUGUUCCGGCGCGGGGGCACGCUGGGAACGGCGGGCAUGUCAGUUCACGUAAGGUUGGGAACAUGUGCGGUCUCGACGGUCGCGGUCUUGGUGCCCGCUCUUGUGGGCCCCCUUGUGUCGCACGUCCCUCGUCUUGGAUCUCUCAACACCCAAUUCCAGCGACCGCAAUUCCAAGACAUGUCAGCAAUAUGCGUCGAGAUCCAGACUCCCAUGACUUCAUCCUCGAGCUGGGCACAUUAUUACAGGAGCAUGGUAUCCAGGCUGUGCUCGUUAUCGUCAGCCCUCGAUCACCGGCCUAGUCGGAUUUCCCAUCGGAGAUUCGGCCGGUUUCUCAUAUUACGGUGUAUACGCGACUAUUACCACUGCAUGGAGCUGGCUUCUGUUUUGGGAGCCGUCGCACUGCAGCUGCAUGAAGUCCGGUCGGUUUCACGUGGCGCUGUUCAUGUCUCGAUAGGCGCAGGCUGGUGGCUUGCAGCGUGGCAGCCUCAGCCCUGA